Messenger RNA from Cryptotermes secundus, 9653 nucleotides. Its product is annotated as organic cation transporter protein. The coding region runs from base 218 to 2413 and encodes 731 amino acids. Gene Ontology annotation, molecular function: transmembrane transporter activity. The record is from RefSeq and is a predicted model, not a curated record. The transcript has 10 exons. Gene Ontology annotation, biological process: transmembrane transport. Gene Ontology annotation, cellular component: membrane. NCBI's taxonomy places the organism in Eukaryota, Metazoa, Arthropoda, Insecta, Blattodea, Kalotermitidae.
GGGACUGAGUAUCGCAUGCGCUAGGAUUUGCCUGCAGUAUAUACCGAUAGGCAGGCAUAACCUAGCCGCUGGGAGGAUUUCUAUCAAGUAGUUCUUUUUAUUUAUCUGAAGAAAAUAGUAGUCGAAAUCCUCUAGCAAGCAAGUGACGAUACAAUAAAGUGUUUUACCGUGGUUUUAGUGUUUUUUUAGUGCUACUGAAAUAAUAUUCUGUUGAAUCAUGCCACCACAAGAAAAAAUUCCGCCCCAGGAGAACGGACGUGAUGAAAAGAGAAUGUCAAAAGAACCGGCUAUUAAAGAGUCAUACCCGGGAAGUACCCAUGGACAUUCGGAGGAAGACGAAACGUCACAGGUUACUGGAGAGCUUAUGCGGUAUAGUGAAAUGACGUCACUAGAUAGGAUACCUGAUAUAACGGCUACAAACGCAAGGAAAACAGAAAUAGGAAUCAGUAGUGGAGUGGAUAGCACGUGGGCCACAGUGAAAAUGAAGAUGUCAAGACAGUCUUCUCAUACUGACACAGGCUUGAAGGAGACGGACGCGAAGUCCGGUGAAAAACUGUCCCUUCCUCCUGCAUCACCGACUAGAAGCCCGGUUCAAGAUGAGAAACCAGUGAUGGAUUUUGAUGACAUGUUACCCCACGUUGGGGAGUUCGGGCUGUACCAGAAGAUUCUGUUCACAGCUCUGGCCCCCUUUGCUUUCUUCGUAGCUUUUGUAUACUUCACACAGAUCUUCAUUACUGUGACACCAGAGGGUUACUGGUGCAACAUUCCGGAACUGGAUAACCUCACAGCGGAGCAGAGGAUAUCACUGGCUAUCCCACCUAAUGAGGACAAAUCAGGAUAUGAUAAAUGCAGAAUGUAUGCAGUGAAUUUUACAGAGAUGCGGGACAAAGGAAUUACAGAAGGUGACUCGUCAUGGCCUACUGUAGGCUGCAGAUACGGAUGGGAAUUCAACUAUACAGAUAUCCCCUACUCAACAAUAGCUUCGGAGCUUGGCUGGGUCUGUGAUAAGGCAGCAUUUCCCACGAUAGCACAGGCCGUGUUCUUUGCUGGAGCAAUUCUUGGAGGACUGAUUUUUGGAUGGGUUGCUGAUCGCUAUGGAAGAAUCCCAGCAUUGGUUUGGACCAAUAUCAUAGGUUUCGUUGCAGGGAUUGCCACAUCCUUUGUCACAACAUUCUGGGCCUUCUGCUUGUGUCGAUUUCUGGUUGGUCUUGCUUUCGAUAACUGUUUCACCAUGAUGUAUAUUCUGGUUCUAGAAUAUGUGGGACCACAGUGGAGAACUUUUGUGGCCAACAUGUCAAUUGCAAUCUACUUCACAAUGGCCUCAUGUCUUCUGCCUUGGAUGGCAUACUACAUUGCCAAUUGGAAGUUGCUCUGUAUUGCUACUUCUGCACCCUUAAUUCUUGCAGCCAUUACUCCAUGGAUUGUACCAGAGAGUGCAAGGUGGCUUGUAUCUCAAGGAAAUCUAAACAAGGCAGUUUGUAUAUUGAAGAAGUUUGGUAAAAUUAAUGGUGUUGAAGCUGAGCCUCACAUCUACACUAAAUUUAUUGAUAGCUGUCAAAAGCUCCAGAAGGAAGAAGAAGCAGACAAAGUGUACUCUGUUUUGGACCUGUUCAAGAGCCCUCAUCUUCGAAAUACAACACUUCUCCUCAUUGUCAUUUGGAUGGCAAUUUCACUUUGUUUCGAUGGCCAUGUACGGAAUGUUGGUAGUCUGGGCCUAGACUUGUUUGUGACAUUCACAGUGGCAAGUGCCACAGAACUGCCAGCUGAUACUGUGCUAACCAUGGUACUAGACAAGUGGGGUCGUCGAUGGCUGGCCUGUGGGUCUAUGGUGAUGAGUGGAAUUUUCAGUCUGUUAGCAACAGCUGUUCCAACUGGAGCACCAUCAGCUGCCCUUGCUAUCAUGGGUCGCUUCAGUGUGAACAUCUCUUACAACAUUGGGCUUCAGUAUGCAGCUGAAGUGUUGCCAACUGUGGUGAGGGCACAAGGUGUUGCUCUUAUCCACAUUAUGGGCUAUGUAGCCAGCAUAUUGGCUCCAUUUGUUGUCUACCUGGCUAACAUCAGCCCAAUACUUCCACUGUUGGUGUUGGGAACUCUUGGAGUUGUUGGGGGGCUCUUGGCCCUCUUUCUUCCAGAAACAUUGGACAAAGAAUUACCACAAACCCUGCAGGAUGGAGAAAACUUUGGCAAAGGCCAGAAAUUCUUGGACUUCCCCUGCUGUACUAAGACUGUAAAUGAAGCAGACUCGACGGAAAUGAGGAGCAACUUUCAGAGAAGCAAUUCGCAGGUGGGUAGGGCAUCCCUCAGGGCAUCUGUGAGAGGAGAAAUGUACCGAUCCAGCAUGCUCCAGAGAUCACUUAGGUCCAGGAGAUCAAUGAAACAAUCCGACGAAACGCAAGCUGCCAACAUUGUCUGAAGACAGUUCAUACCAAACAGACUGCAUUUUAUCAGGGCAUCAAUAGUGUAAAGAGGCCAAAGUAUCUGAAUUACUAGAAGUCUACCAUAGACGGAAAUUUUGGUGAGAGCAUUUUUACUCUUCUCAAUGUUCUUUCAAGUCAUUAUGCCAAGAACAUUUUAAUCGGGUGAUAAGAGUUUUGCUACCUAUGAAAGUAAGCAACUCUUUCAUCUCAAAACAUUUAUACACAAUAGUUCCUAAAUUAUAAAUAUGCUUUGUUACAAUUUGGAUACUUGAAUUGUAAAAAAAUCAUCUGGUAGCUUCCUACUAACAAUUUAAGUAUUUCUAUUCAUAUUAUAAACUAUUAUUUAUUGAUGUAUUUAUACACUGACUUUUAGGUAAAUCAAAACUGAAUGAAAUUAAUGAAUUAUUUCUCCUUUUCUUUUUAACCACAGCCAGAAAAAGUUUGUUAUGACUGAACUGUACACUGUACUGGCUUCUUACAUAUUGUAACCUGGAGUUUGGAUGCUAUUUUAGGUAGAGGCAAGAGCUUUCUCUCUUCUCCACAGUGUCAAGACUGGCUCUAGAUCCCACCCAGCCUAUCUGGUGGGUAUUGGGGACUCUUUCCCUGAGGGUAAAGUGGCCAGAGAGUGAAGCUGACUAAUCCCUUUCAUAUUGUGGUGAGAUUAAGAAUGCAUGGAGCUACUGUGCCACUCCCACAUGACUUCAUGCUUCAUUAAGCCAAGCGACUGUACCUUUACUUUACGUAUUUAACUUAGUUGCCAUAUGUACAAGAAAUACAAUGGCUUGAAUAAGUUAGAAUAUCCAUGUAAUUUUGUUGGCUUCAAUAAUCCUUUCCAGUUUGUGGUUUUUUGGGCUAUGGCACUGUGUAGCCUUGUAAGUGAUUAAUAGCAUUUUGAAGGAACCUGCAGCAUUCACCUUCAGGGUACUGUAAAUCACUGGUAACCACAUGUGACCAUACAAUGUCAAAACUCAGAAGAUCAUAACCCAAGUUCUCUCUACUAUGAAAACCUCAGAUCUUCAGUAAUCAUUUAUUUAGUUCAAGGGUCUGGAAAACUUUUAACAAAUUCUAUAUUCUGCAAAUAAAUCUUGAAGAAUGGGAAACGAACAAAUCUCAAAUUUGUUACACAGAAUAUAAAAUGAACUGCUUGAAUUACUAAUUGAAGCCGAAAUGUGAUGAACUAGUCACAAGGUACAUUCAUAUUCAAAGUUAUUCCUGUACGUUAUCUCCAAGUCGCAUCAGCUCCAUUCAUUGUUAUGAUAAACCCACUCCUUCAUCCUAUUAUAUUCCCAUUUUUGUUUGAAUAGAAUGCUUUUUGCUGCCUGAUGUAUGUUACAUAGACAUACUGUGGAGAGGUAAGGCCCAGUGUUAGUUCCCACAAUAAUGAUAAUAAAAUAACAGAAGGCUUCAUAAAUAUACACAAACAAAAUGUGUACACUUCUGACUAUGUCCAACAUGUCAUUCAUUCAUUUGUUAACCUCUGUCCAAAAUUAUUUCCUAGUUAUGGUCUUCAGCAGGAUUAAUCCUUCAAAACCCCACAACCUUAUGUUCAUAAAAUUUAAAAAGUAAAAGAAAGAUUAAUCAGGGCCUCUAAUACUGGAAUUUUAAUUAGUUAUUGUUUUACUACUACCACCACUACUAUUAUUACUGACAUGUCAGCAAAGCUGUGAUAAUGUUUCAUUGCAGUUACUACAGACAACAAGGCUUGGGGAUGAGUUCCUAUUUGCAGAUUGUGAUACACUGUAAAUACUUUUUAUCUAAAUAUGUGAUAUGAGUUUAUGCUUUAGUUGUUGUUAGGGUAUUUUUAUAUAAAGUAUAAUGUGUAUUAUUUUUAUACAAUAUUUAAAUAUAGACCUACAGGGUAAUCCUACAUUUGAACCAAAAAAUGUAGAUCUGAAUUUCUAAUAACUUACACCAUUAAGUUCAUACUGUUGUUUUGAAUCGUUAUAGAUACUGUUUAGAUGGUUGGAAAACUAAGAUACUCUGGAUGCUGUGAAGAAGGUUAUGUGAAAUUCUGUUACCUAUCUGCCUUGGUUUGGAUUCAGUAGGGUCACUCUAUGUAUAGCAAAUAAAAUACAACAUUUGUUUCAAAAUAAGUCUGAGCUCCAUUUAUUCUGUUACUUCCCUUAAUACUGUGUGUGUGUGUGUAUAUAUAUAUAUAUAUAGGCAAGAAAAACAAUCAAAUUACAAAACUCUGUAGUUGGUACUUGUGAACUUUAUAAUGAAGUUUUAAAUGAAAAUAUGUUUUACCUUAUUCAGUACCAUCAACAGAACUCAUUUUUGUUAUUUAAUAUUUACUAAUAAUCAUAUACAGUACAUAUUUAAACCUGUACUGGUCAUCUUCACAUGGUAAGAAAUUUCUGAGACUAGUGUUUAUAGGAGAAUAACAAGAUCCAGACUGCAAAACACCACUAAUUUUUCAACACUGCUGCUAUAAAAACAAAAUAAAAUUUUUAGUUCCUAUUUCUAUCCUAGCUCCACAAUUUUAACACUUUUUUUUUAAUUUGUCAGCUUCAUAUUAUGCAUAUCUAUAUAAGCAUACUCUUUAUCAUAUGAAUCACAAGGUCACUGUUUUACACAUGGUCUACGUGUUUUACACUGGUUUAGAAUAUAUGACUGAUGAUGUCAUGGUAACAAAGGUUACAAGAAUGCAUUAUAUUUCAGCUUUACACACCAUUUUUUGCAAUGGCUAUCAAGCGAGUGCAAUAUGGAUGGCAAUGUUAAUAAAGAAAUAGGUGCCCACCUUCCUUGUGACCUGCCCAUAUAACCAAACUACCACCUCUCUACAUUCAGUCAGACCCUGAAGAUGGAGAAAUUUCAUGCUCUCACAACCCAGAAAACACAAUCUGGAUACCUGUAAAGUACUUUGUCUGGCACAUCAGCAUGGCAUUUGUUAAGAGCUGAAAAUGACAACAUGAAGGCAAAAAACAAAUAAUAGAGAAGAAUAGGCAUUUGUUGGGAAGGAGACCAAGGAUUUUAGUGAAGAGAGCCAAGGAGUAACUUGUUAAAGGGAUUAACAUAAAACAAAACCAGUUUUCCCACAAGAAUUAUAAAUAAGUACAAUAUGUUGGUACACUCUCCUUUGGUGUUUAAGGUAACUAAUGCUGAAAAAUAAAUGUGUAGGUGACCUGUUCAAUACUCAGAACCCUUUUAAAUCUGCUUUAGAGGAGUUAGCACACAAUUCAUAGUACUUGACAGCUAUUUAACUGGAGAAAAGAAUCUUCUCUGUAUCUGAACCAAUGCACAGUUUAUAAUGCUUGACACAAACUUCAUUUUGCUAUGAUGAAUAAAGCAGAACCCCCAUUUAAUGUUGCUUGAUUUAUGAUUUUCUGUCAUCAAGCAUUCAAUUUUAAUUAGGCCAAGAGAAUUUCUGUGUUAAAGUGUCUGUAACCUUCAUUGGACAGAUUUAAAUCUGCUAUUAUAGCAAUGACAGCCAGCUUUAAACAUGGCAGUAAAGGUAUUUAUAUUAAGAAAAAUGCAAUGCUGUGCCUUAUAAACCAGCACAUCGCCUGUAUGAUAAAGGUUAAGUGGGGGUUUCCAUGUACCUAAACAAUAUGAGGAAUUCAAAUUUCUUACCCUCAAGUGUGACAACGUGCCAUGUCAGAUGAAAAGCCAUAACUGAGAAUUGUGGUUGCAAUGAUGUGCUGGCUUGAUCAGUGUACCAUUCAUCUCAGGAGGUAAGACAAAUAUGCAACAUUAGUGGAGUCGUGACUGGCACAGGGAAAACUGCAAUCCACAAGAGAACAUGUCGUUCCACACAUCCAAAUCCGACACGGACUAGCCUAUGAUGGAACCCGGCUCAUCUUCUCAGUCAGAACCAUCUCACCACCUGAUCUAUUACACAUAUACCUAUAAUAUGAAGCCAAAUUGAAAUAAAUAUUCUUAUAAAAUCAUUAGAGAAGCUCAUGUUAAUGUUAAUAAUGAGAAACAUUGAAAAUAGACCAUUAAGAUAAGAUGCAAAGCUCUUACACUGAAUGAAUGCACUAAAAUCUUCUUAGGGACAAGGUGCAUCUAAAACUGAGUUUAAAAACCAACACUUGAGUGACCUGGUCUGUCUCCAUCAUCAGAGGCAAUGUGGGGAAUGACUGUAUGUACCUGACAUAUUUAUCUCACCUUCUUGUCAAUCAGAGUGCUCCAUACCGAUUGAAAAAAACAUAUAUAGUAAAUACUUCCCAUUUGUGAAGGUUACAAUUCCUGCAUAAUGCAGAUGUGGAAUUCAAAGAUGUUGACACCACAAUUCAAUGGAAAGCUGUUAGGUUUAUAGGAUGACAAAACAUACAGAGUGAAAAGGUAAAUAUUUGAGAAUAUACACAAAUAUCUGUACAUAACAUACUAUAUUAGUAAUAAUGAUAUUACAAUAAUAUGGCGAAUUUAGUGCAGAUCCUUCAGUGAGAAAGACUGAAGAGGUUUGGGGAAGGAAGAUAUUGAGGGUUUGGUCUGAAAAAAAUUUGGUUUUGAUCAUUUAUGUUAUCACUGAGGUGGAAAGCUUGCGUACUUGUAAAGGGCAAGGUGGUUCAAAUGUGGCAUAGGGAUACAUUAAAUUACACGAAUUUGUGGAUUUUGUGAAUGUGGAGGGUUUACUACAUAUAAGCAAUCUAUAGUAAUUCUCCACAUCGUUCCUGGUGUGGAGUCAAAGCAGGUCCCUGAAAUGUCACUCUGAAACUCAAUUUGGCAAAGAUAAUUGCCUAAGAUUUUAGCGAAAUAAUUUUUAUGCUUCAAAUAUAAAAUUUUGUUACGUAACAGAUGCUGAUUACAAAGGACAGGUUUUACUAUGAACAUAAGGACAAAACGAAGGAAAAAAGUAUUUAUAAAACCAUUCCACAUGGAAAUAAUAGGCUUUAUUUUAGAAUUUCUGAAAUUUAUGUUGAAACAAUGCAAACAUUCACAACAAACUAGGGGAGGGUUAUGGAGAAAGGUAUAAUUGGUAUGAACAAAUAUUCAUGUGUUAUGGAGUUGGGAGAAAAUAUGGAAAGAGAGGAAUGGCACUGAAACAUUAUAAUAUGUACAGUAUAUACUUCAUUAUUCUUAUUCAUGUUAUUAUUAAUUACUUAGCUUUAUUUACAUACAUGUACUCAUGCUAUAUAUGAGAAUACCUGUAUGUAAACAUGAGUAGAUAUUUAAUAUAUUACGCAUGUAAUUUAUAUUGUAGUGCGUAUAGUACAAAAAGUUUUGACAUAUAUAUCUAUAAUAUUAAGACUAGUUUUUCUUUCCCACUCACUGAGACAGGUUCAACUGAGAUACAUCAUGCACAAGAACGUACAGAUUUGCAGAAAUGGGAAAUUACCCAUCCAGCACUGCAAACUGAACUAAAAAACAGAGAAAAUACAGGAGUAUGGAGUGGACGUAUGGAGGAAUCUUCCUAAACAUGUGCAUUAUUUUGGACACUGUCCAUUAUCUUGAGUGUUUUCUGACAAAAAGUUUUAGAAACUGUUUGUAGAAAGGUUCUUAUUACAUUGGGCCCAUUAAUAACAGCUAGUCUGUAUCAUGAUCAAUGAUGGUUCUAAGCCAACUGUAUAUACCGUUAACAUCAGGUAACAUCAACAGGAGAUAAUGAGAAAAAUUUCCAGCAAAGAUUAUAAAAGAAACUGUAAGAAAACGAAACAGUAAUUCUACUUUACAUCAGAUGAUGGAAACAGAACCAGUGACCAAAAUGUUCUGUCUGAAAACAACUCAAGGCAAUGGAUAUGUCAAAAAUAAGUCAAGUUUAUUGCAACAUACCAUCAGAAACAUAUAAAUAUUGAAAUGUUCUUAUUUUCACCUCUUUAAUGACAACAUACUGUUGUUGUUUUCCUUUUUUCAUCUUUAGACUAUGUAACAUAUGCAAACCUUGUCUCAGUGAGAUGCAGAGAAAUUAAUGAGGGUGAGAAUAUGGAUAAACAGAGCAAAGUUAACAACUGCAACAUUCUGGGUAAGAAAAUUUAAAGUCUUCAAUCACAGGGAGAUACAGUAACACUCCUCCCAUAGUACAAUACUCAAACCCACACUUGUUACAAUGCUGAAAGAAAAGUAUCGCAGCAACAGUUAUAUCAAGAGUUCAGGGGGAACAUAGUAGAAUACACAGCUGCUUGUUUCUCAGUCAUGUAGAUGUGACUGCACUUUCAUUUCCACCAUCAUAAACAUGUGUUACCAUAUCACAUAUAUGAGGGUCAAUAGGAUGAUCCAGAGUUCUAAACCUGCAUCUUCUCAUAAACAUUCACACUGCAUACUCCACAUACAUACACACACACAAACACACACACUGCACUUCCAGACAUACAAACAAUUUCAGGACAUCAAUCACAAAAAGAAUUAAUCCUCUGUCACUACAAGUUAAAACAGAGAAUAAAUUAAGCUGCCAUGAGAGCUUAGUCCAAGGUAAAAAUGGAAGUAGUACCUUGGCAUCACUCACACCAAGCAACACAGACAACUCUAUCAUGUAAUGAAACAUGAUGUCAUCCAACACUUGAAGACUCAGACAAGGUUUUGGAACUGUGAAAUCGUCCAAUCACCCUAUUCAAAUGACAAAAAUAACUGUAAUCAUAAGGGUGAAAUGACAGCCUCAUAACAGAAGUGAAACAAAGCUUAUACAAAUAUAAUUUAAUAUAUUUAUUUAUGCUUGAGCAUGCAAUUAAGAGAGGCAACAUUAAUGCUCAACCAGUAUCAGUGGUAUUUACAUUAUGGAUCAUGUUUAGAGUUAAAUAGGACACGUUAUAAUAGUUUUGCCACAGACUGUAAAGUUAGAAGAAACUAUAAUCAACAUAAUAUAUGCUCAGCAGAUAAUCCCAGGCUAAGAACUUAUGCAGAUUCGCUAUUCAUUCUAAUAAAAAGGUAUAUUUAUCAUGAACUUAAAUGGAAUUUCUGAGACAUGAUAUGCAUCAACACAAACCUCAUAUAAUGGUCAGCUCGACUAAAUACAGUCAGUUAAUGAAAGAUAUUAUGUCUGAACAGUUACACUGUCAUGGAUAGAGAAAUGAUUACAUACUACCAACACAAAAUCUUGGUUCUGCAAUAAAUGUGGUCAUCCAAAAAGGUAAUUAAAUCAACAGGUGUACUACCAGUGAGUAACUUAGACAUAUGGUAUGAUGGCAAGGUUUUCCCUUAAGCAUAUAAGGAUAAAUCAGAUUUAUAAAAGCAGCAAAGCCAUUAUAAUUUCUCAAAUUCUUGUGCAUAUGAAUUUAAUCUCAUUUUGGUAUCUUCUUAUUUCUUUAUUUAUGAUUUAUUAAAUGAUGCUAUCAGCAGCUAAAGCUAUACAGCAGUGAA